Schizosaccharomyces japonicus yFS275 is the source of this 1863-nucleotide messenger RNA. Its product is annotated as SWI/SNF and RSC complex subunit Ssr2. Gene Ontology annotation, biological process: transcription initiation-coupled chromatin remodeling; regulation of transcription by RNA polymerase II. Lineage: Eukaryota; Fungi; Ascomycota; Schizosaccharomycetes; Schizosaccharomycetales; Schizosaccharomycetaceae. Bases 218 to 1735 code for a protein of 505 amino acids. Gene Ontology annotation, molecular function: zinc ion binding. Gene Ontology annotation, cellular component: nucleus; SWI/SNF complex; RSC-type complex. The transcript has a single exon. The record is from RefSeq and is a predicted model, not a curated record.
GCAGUAUUCUUUUACCGAUGUUUAUGGUGACACUCGCUUCGCUCGCUAGCACCGCGAACCUCUCUUGUCUGCACGCCCUGUUCAUUUGACUUCAAUUCGGCUGAAAACCCAAUAAUUUCCCUCUGUUUACCCGCAAACUUCAUUCCCCCUUUUCUUUCUAGUGCCUGACCCUUUUUUCCCGCUCUCAAAAGCUCAUUUUUGGUUUCGCGUGUUCCCAAUGUCGAGCUCCAGUUUAAAAACGCCUUUCUUAGUAGAACAGAGGCAUAUGAUUAUUGUGCCUUCGUACUCAGCAUGGUUUAACAUGUCUACGAUCCACGAAAUCGAAAAAAAGUCCAACCCGGAAUUCUUCGGUGGAAACUCGACGCUGAAGACGCCCACUGCGUACAAGGACAUCCGUGAUUUCAUGAUUAAUACGUACCGCCUUGAUCCGUCCGAGUACUUGACUGUAACGGCCUGUCGUCGGAACCUGCUUGGCGAUGCCUGUUCCAUUAUUCGUGUCCAUGCUUUUCUAGAGCAAUGGGGUCUCAUCAAUUAUCAAGUGGAUCCCGAAACACGACCAAAUUUCAAAGCCCCUCCUUUCAACGGCAAGUACAACGCCGUUAACAAUACACCCAAAAUGACUCAAGAGGUUCUCGCUCAGCAUGAAGCGAAGAACAGUGAUGAACCAAUUCCCAAGCAAAUCACGCUGCAAACAAAGGUUUACAACAGCGUGACCAACCAGAUGGAGCCCAAGGAUGCCGUAGACGAAACAGAACAGGACAAGGCGGAGGCCCCCUUCGUGCACGUUCAAUGCUUUACAUGCGGCGUCGAUUGCUCACAUGCAUACUAUCACAAUUUGAAAAUGAAAAAGCACCAUCUGUGUCGCGCUUGCUAUGAGCAGGGCCGUUUUCCAAGUUCGUUUACUUCUGCGGACUUCUUGCGAAUGGACACUGCCUACUUUCAGCAGUACCGCGACGACGAAUGGACAAACCAAGAGACGCUUUUGUUGUUGGAGGCCAUUGAAAUGUAUGACUCUGACUGGAACCAAAUCUCAAUGCACGUUGGAACCCGUUCGCGGGAACAAUGUCUCGUGCACUUCUUACAGUUGCCCAUUGAAGACCCGUAUCGCAUUUCUGUAGAGAACCAGGUCUCCACACUAAAAAACCACAGUCUUCCUUUCUCGGAGGCUGACAAUCCCGUUUUGAGCAUCUUAACGUACUUGGCUUCUGUUCUGAUAGAAUCUAAGCAGAAAGCCCACAACAACAACGAGACUACGAAAAAUGACGGUGAACAGUCUGCUGAACCUCAGGCCUCCGAAACCUCACAUUUAGAAAAAGCGGCCACAGUUGCUCUCAAGGUGGCCGCUCGCAAGGCCGGCGUGCUUGCUGACUACGAGAAACGUCAAAUGCAGCGUCUUGUUUACCUUCUUGUGCAAACGCAAGUUGAGAAGGUUAACUUAAAAAUGGAAAUCCUUGAUCAAUUGGAAGAGAUUUCUUCUUUCGAGUUCUUUGAACUUGAUCGACAGCGGAAACAACUGCUCAUUGAACAGUUGUCGACCAAGAAAAUGCUUCUCGAUGUUGGAAAGCAGGUGAAGGAGGCCCUUUCUCUCGGAAAUGAUCAAGGUUUAGCAAUCAUAGACAAACUACUCUUAUCCGAAGGAAAGGAGAUACCUCUAACAUUUGAGAGUCCACCAUCUGUUAAUGUACGUCCGAUUAGCGAGGAGUUUCCCUCGGAGUACCGAAGUAUUGCUUUGUAAGUGAUAUGAGCUAUACUUCUGCAUCACUGGCACACUCGUUAAAGUGUUUUGGGUACGCAUGAAUGCUUUAUAAUGUAAAUUAUGUUUAUAGGUUGGAAUAAAAUAAAACAAGUAAUGAGACAAAUGCA